UGCAAUAUUUACGUGCAUUUUCCUCUCUUUCAUUUAAAGCUCUAUUUAAAGUUAAUAGAGCUUUAAAUCUAUAAUCUCUGAUGACCUCACAACCUUUUAAGCAACUCUUACGUCACUAUUUGAUGGCUAACAGGCUAGUGAACAUAAAAAUAUUAAUUUUAUUGCCCCACAUAUUUUGUGCAAACACACCUCUAGGCCUGUAAUUGAUGCACCUUUUGCUGCUCUUAACCUUGCAUGUACAUUUUUGUUAUCUGAUUUGAAGACAUUGUAUAAAAAGUGAAUGCAGAAUGAAUAAGGGUCACUACAAGGAUUAAAAAAUUUCAGAAUAUUUAAGACUUUUAUUUUUGCAUAGGGUAUUUUUGGAAUUAUUGUUAUUGUCUUGCCUGAUUAAAAAAAAAAUAAAGUGGGCUAACAGAAUUGCAUAAUUUAUUUGUUGUUGUUUUUAUAUUCUAUAAUUGUAUACACCCUUUUAAUAUUUUCAAUUAUUUUUUAAAAUUAAUUUUAAUUUUUCUGCUAGGCUGUUUAUUAAAAGCUUCAGAGAUACUGCACUAAUAAGACAGACAUGAAAAUUAAAAAAAUAAUAAAACUAAAACAGCAGCUCCCCAAUAAAGCUAUAUGUCCAAAAAAACAAACAGAUAUAAUGCUUAUAAACUGUGAAUAACAGGAUAUCUGUAAGAAUAAAUCUUGUCUGAUUGAGCUGGGCUACACAGUAGACUAGUUUACAGAAUAUAAAAGGCGAGGAGCUGUUGUUGUUAUUAUUACAAAGAGCCAUUUUAUAGGCUUUAAAGGUUAAAUAAAGUGUAAAUAAAGUUACAAUGAAAUCACAUCAAAUAAAAUGAACCCUGAAGAAGAAGAGCAGAUAAAUCAGAGGUCCUUUAAAGCCUGUAAAAUGGCUCUUUGUAAUAAAAAAAGCACAGCCUCGUUUAUGCUGUAAAUACAGCCAUUUCACCUGAUGUUUAUUAUCAUAAACUCUCUGUUAUUAACUGAGUUAUUAACCUGUAAGCUCUCCCAGGCUCUAUCAGUCACAUUUAGGGAAAGAAAAUGACAUUUAAAGUUAAAUUGCAAAACUUUCCAGGGCGGCAUUGUUGUUGUUGUUGUUGUUGUUGUUGUUUAUACGAUGCAUUGUGGGUAAAAUAUAGGAACCUUAAACUAUUUUCUAUGUAGGUGCAUGUGCAUGUGUGCGCGCGCUUGUUGCUCGGUUAAUCCGAGUGGCCCGUGAAUUAAUGCCCAAAGCCACACACACACACACACACACACACACACACACGGGACAGCCUGCCAGUCGCGCGCACGCUGUUAAUGAUCGACCAGCUCGCGCUUCAGACCGACAUUUCCUCACGGUUUAAGAGCCACGGAGUCGUAUCUGGUGCAUGAAGAGGCGAGCCGAGGAGCCGCGCUGCCCGAGUGCUUCCUGGUCCCAGAUACUUACAGGGAUGAGUUCCACCCGUUCAUCGAGGCGCUCCUGCCGCACGUGCGCGCCUUCUCCUACACCUGGUUCAACCUGCAGGCGCGCAAGCGCAAGUACUUCAAGAAGCACGAGAAGCGCAUGUCCAAGGACGAGGAGCGCGCCGUGAAGGACGAGCUGCUGGGUGAGAAGCCCGAGAUCAAGCAGAAGUGGGCAUCACGCCUCCUUGCCAAGCUGCGCAAGGACAUCCGGCCCGAGUUCCGCGAAGACUUCGUGCUCAGUGUGACGGGCAAGAAGCCGCCAUGCUGUGUGCUCUCCAACCCGGACCAGAAAGGCAAGAUGAGGCGCAUCGACUGCCUCAGGCAGGCCGACAAGGUGUGGAGGCUCGACCUGGUCAUGGUGAUCCUGUUUAAAGGCAGCCCGCUGGAGAGCACAGACGGAGAGCGGCUCGUCAAAUCGCCACAGUGCUCCAACCACAGCCUGUGCGUGCAGCCGCACCACAUCGGCGUCUCGGUCAAAGAGCUCGACCUCUACCUGGCCUACUUCGUCCACUCGCCAGAAUCAGGACAAUCAGACAGUUCCAGCCAACAGGCAGACUCAGACAUCAAACCUCCACCAAACGGGCAUUUGAGCUUCCAGGACUGCUUCGUCACAUCGGGGGUUUGGAACGCAGCCGAGCUCGUACGAGUUUCACAAACUCCUGUUGCCUCUGCCUCAGGUCCUAACUUUUCAUUGGCCGACCUGGAAAACCCCGGCUACUACAACAUCAACCAAGUAGCGCUUGGCCGACGCUCACUGACAUCACCGCCGUCUACUAGCUCCACUAAACGUAAGUCUAUAGAUGACAGUGAGAUGGACAGCCCAGUGGACGACGUCUUCUACCCCACGCGCUCCCCUGCUGGAACCAGCUCACAGUCCAGUGGCUGGCCCAAUGAUGUGGAUGCAGUGCAGCACCACUUGGCCAGCGUUCAGGAGAGGAAGAUAAAACAUGAAAAUGAUGGCGUGCAGUUCCCAUACCAUGGGCUGUCCUCUCCCGGGUCUCUAAAGAAGCCAUCGGGGAAAUUCGAUUUCGGCGCCCUGUCGGCUCAGACGAGGUCCCCCCGCAUGGCCUUCACACACCACCCACUGCCCAUGCUGGCGGGAGUGAGACCAGGAAGUCCCCGUGCCUCAGCCUCCGCUCUCCACUUCCCGUCUCCCUCCAUCAUCCAGCAGUCCAGCCCGUACUUCACCCACCCCACCAUCCGCUACCACCAUCACCAGGAUCCGCUCAAGGAGUUUGUCCAGUUCGUCUGCUCCGACGGCACGGCCCAGCCCGGUGCUCAGCCUAACGGGAGCGGUCAGAGCAAAAUGGCCGGCUCUUUCCUGUUUCCUCCACCUCCUCCAGUGGCACGGCCGGUGCCACUCCCCAUGCCCGACCCCAAACCCAGCCACACACACCCCGACGGGGGACUCGGCUCACCCGCAUCGCCCUCAUACUCCUCGCCAAGCUCCACAGCUCCCAACAGGUUUGUCGGCAUCGGAGCACGGGACAACUUUCUAAACAUCCCACAGCAGACACAGUCUUGGUUUCUUUGACAAGAUCCAUCUGAGACACACAGAUACAAAGUCUGUAGCUGAAACGUGAAACACAAAGCUAGGUAUGGACCGCUAUUAGCUAAUCACUCACAACCCCCUGUCCCUGAUCAACUCAGACCUGCAAGCACCCUGAAACCUUCACCAUGAGCCCUCGAACCAGGAUUCUGGAAAACUUCCAUAUGAGUCUUCAAAAACUGCAUGAUUCUGCAAAUCUGAAACUGGAAAGAGAAAAAAAAAGAAACCAGGAAAACAGCAACACAAAGAGCUGGAGUGGAAAACAGAUUUGUUUCCAUUCUGGAUGAAGAAGAGGUUUCAUUAGAAGAAGACUUUGUAAUGGUAUCAAGGUGACCUGAGAAUUGACCAAUCUUUUCAUCCUUACUUUUAUUCAUUUUUACAUCCUCCACCAAUCAUUCAGCGGGGCCAAACCAUUCUCCUUUCACUCCAUCACAGGUUGUUGAAAUUAAAUAAUUUUAAACAAUUUUCCUGAUAUUUUACAUCCAGUGAAAAUGAAGCAAAGCGUGAAACCGGGAUGGCGUCAUCCACAUGUUCCACAUCAAGCUGCACUUGAUUGUCAAGCCUGUCUCAAGCAUCUGAUUGGACAGGAACUACAAAAGACUCCCCAGCACCCCGCGCUUUGGAUUGGCCCAUCACGAUGACUGACAUUAUUAAAUCAUUGGUGUGUCCCAAACACUGGAAUGUUAAUAGUAAUUAGCAGUAAUUAAAACACUAAGGAAAGAAAGGUCUGAAACCCAUGAGAUCUGAUCUUAAUAGUCGCUAUUUUAAGUUUAUUUUUUAAGUUUAAUCAAUACAUUUAACCGAUAUACUUUCAACCUAAUGCGUCUGUAGUGUGUGUGCUAUUACCAGAAUUUCAACACUGAAAAAAGAACAGAAACCUGGUCACUCGUGUUUAUGAACAGUAAAUGGUAGAUUUAGCUACAUGUAGCUAGAGUUAGAGCUGUGUCACCUACCAAGUCCCGCCCACCAGCCAGCUCUCACCUAUCAUACGACAGCUAACAGCCGAGGAGGGUGAAGUCUAGCACAUGCUUUCUCUGAGUCACGUGAAGCCAGCCGUGGCAUCCUUUCAAACCGCUGCUCAUACUACGUGAAAUUUAACACGCUCUGAGGAAAACGCUAUCCGCCCUCUUCCGCAUACAUGAGCUUACAGAUGCCUACGAUUGGCUAGUGUCUCAGUGAUUGACAGGAGAAAGAGAUAGCAAUCUCUUUCACCCAGAGAGCAUGGCCAGUUUUGCUCUCUUGACCCCUGGCCACGGAUGGCAGUGGCGUUGCUGUUGAGAUCUCGCUCUUCAGGAGUGAGAGGGACAUUUUUUAAUCAUGUAGCUGCUCAUUUUCUGUGAAUGACCACAAUGAACAGAAAAAGCAGACUGAUUUCAUGUUGCAUCAGUUAGGCGUCUUGCUGUCAGACUAUAUCCCGAGCCAGGCGUGGUCAGACCAAACGCAAGUUAAACUGGCCUGGUCGAAAAAAAAAAAAAAAAAAGCAAACAUACUUGACACGGGAACGAGAG
Pangasianodon hypophthalmus (striped catfish) is the source of this 4503-nucleotide messenger RNA. RefSeq names its product nuclear factor I/Xa (gene nfixa). Gene Ontology annotation, molecular function: DNA-binding transcription factor activity, RNA polymerase II-specific; RNA polymerase II cis-regulatory region sequence-specific DNA binding. Gene Ontology annotation, cellular component: nucleus. Lineage: Eukaryota; Metazoa; Chordata; Actinopteri; Siluriformes; Pangasiidae. The record is from RefSeq and is a predicted model, not a curated record. The coding region runs from base 1547 to 2980 and encodes 477 amino acids. Gene Ontology annotation, biological process: regulation of transcription by RNA polymerase II. The transcript is spliced from 13 exons.